AUGUUAAUAGGCAGUGCCGCAGUGGUUGAGGAUGCGACUAAGUUAGGGAGUGGGCGUGAGAGUGAGCGAGUGAUUAAGGUCGAGAGUGGGAGAUUUACUGGGGUGUAUGGCCAGCCUGAGGCUAGCAAGAGACAUAAGACGUGGAAUCUACUUCGAUCCAUCAAAAUUCCCAGUGAUCAAGGAUGGUUUUUGAUGGGAGACUUCAAUGAAGUGCUAAGUGUUAAUGAAAAGGUUGGUGGUAGAGCAAGAACUGAUAGACAGAUACAGGAGUUUUGUGAAUUGCUUGAUGAUUGUGGUUUACUGGAUUUGGGGUAUAUUGGUAAUCCGUUUACAUGGUGUAAUAAAAGGGAACCUGAACACAGCAUAAGUGAAAGAUUGGAUCAAGGACUUGCUAAUCCUACAUGGAAGAAUUUUUAUCCUAUGGCAAGUGUCAGUAAUGGUAGUGUGGCAUAUUCUGAUCAUGUGCCAAUCAAGCUGCAGUUGCACAAUGAUAGAGCUCAGAGUAGAGGACAAAAGUUAUUUCGCUUUGAGGCCAUGUGGGUGGAGGAUAAAAGCUGUAAACCACUUAUUGAGAAGGCUUGGGUUAAUACUACUGGGGAUAGAACUAUGGUGGGAGUCCUAAAACAGAUCCAAAAAUGUGGUGAACAUCUUGCAAAGUGGAACAAAAAUAAAUUUGGUAAUGUGCAGAAAAAGCUAAGAUAG
Messenger RNA from Carya illinoinensis, 702 nucleotides. RefSeq lists its product as uncharacterized. Bases 1 to 702 code for a protein of 233 amino acids. NCBI's taxonomy places the organism in Eukaryota, Viridiplantae, Streptophyta, Magnoliopsida, Fagales, Juglandaceae. The record is from RefSeq and is a predicted model, not a curated record. The transcript has 2 exons.